Molecule: messenger RNA, 270 nt
Organism: Gongylonema pulchrum
Lineage: Eukaryota; Metazoa; Nematoda; Chromadorea; Rhabditida; Gongylonematidae
Source: the annotation of a GenBank genome assembly
GUGGAUAUACUGGGGGAAUUGCCGGUGCAGUUCAAUGACUGGCUUCGGUCGAAGAACUGGAAGGAGCGACGCGAUGCUCUGCAGGCUCUGGUUGAUGAGACUACAAAAGCACCGAGGCUCGAUCCGAAAGCCGACUACUUUAACCUGACGCAAAGCCUUCGCAAUGUUCUGGCCAAUGAUGCCAAUAUCAAUGUGUCGGCGCUUGCUGCCAAAUCCAUAACAAAUCUUGCGAAUGGCCUUCGCUCGAAAUUCGCGCAGUUUGUCACGUUG